AUGAAUAAGCUCACAGCGUUGUUGGCGUCUUCCCUUUGCGUCGUCGCUGUCCAAGCGGGGCACCUCGGCCAUGGCGUCGUUCCGGCCUAUGUUGCGACACAGCAGCUUUACUACAAACCACAGCCGUACGUGUUCGGGUACGAGAUCAAGGACGCCUGGGGCAAUACACAGCACCGGCACGAGGUCGGCGACGAGUACAACACCAAGCGCGGCUCAUACGGAUUCACGGACGCGCACGGAAUCUACCGGCGCGUCGAGUACGUGGCCGACGGUCACGGGUUCCGCGCCGUCAUCAAGACCAAUGAACCCGGCACCAAGUCGCACCACGCGGCGCAUGCGCACUACCACUCGAACGCCCCUCAACACGUGGUUCACCACGGCCACCAUCAUAAGGAGCAGCUAGAGGUGCCCGUCUACGUCGACGCGGCGCCGCACCAAACCGUGAUCGUCGCUUCUGCGGAACAAGGGCACCACGGGUACCACUAGAGUAUUUUGGCGUAGCAUUAGUGUAGAACCGUUAGCGUUACCUCUGCCGCAUCCUCCAUACUACACAUGAACGGUAAGCCCCUCUCAUUUGCAGUCGGUGGCACAGGCGGUAUCGGCAACGGUAAUGAUAGAACGGUAACGCUAUGCUGAAACCGAGCACGGACCGUGUAGUGAUUUGAGAGUCCGGCUUCGCCUGCUGUCUCAUGCUUCGCUUCAGCUCAAUCCGCUACUGUUUACAUGAUCUCCGGCUGGCAAA
Dermacentor silvarum is the source of this 742-nucleotide messenger RNA. Its product is annotated as cuticle protein 14-like. The record is from RefSeq and is a predicted model, not a curated record. Gene Ontology annotation, molecular function: structural constituent of chitin-based larval cuticle. The coding region runs from base 1 to 486 and encodes 161 amino acids. The transcript has 3 exons. Lineage: Eukaryota; Metazoa; Arthropoda; Arachnida; Ixodida; Ixodidae. Gene Ontology annotation, cellular component: chitin-based extracellular matrix.